AUGAAGUACUUCGCAGGCUUUCUCGGAGUAGCCGCUGUGCUGGCCCAAUCUGCUUCGGCACACUACAUUUUCAGCAAACUCGUCCUAAACAACGAAGCUUCCGCGGACUGGCAGUAUAUCCGCGAGACUACUCGCACAGUUGUCUACGAGCCCACCAAGUUCACCAAUACUUACGACAAUCUGACUCCCAGCGAUGCUGAUUUCCGCUGCAACUUGGGCUCUUUCAGCAACGCUGCUAAGACGGAGGUUGCUACUGUCGCUGCGGGUGAUACCAUCGGGAUGAAGCUGUUUUACGAUACCAGUAUCGCGCAUCCUGGACCUGGUCAAGUUUGGAUGUCCAAGGCACCCACCGGUAACGUCAAGGAGUACGAGGGUGAUGGCGAAUGGUUCAAGAUCUGGGAAAAGACUCUUUGCGAUGAGAACGCUGAUCUCACUACGAAUGCUUGGUGUACAUGGGGUAUGUCAGAGUUUGACUUCCAGAUUCCCAAGAACACCCCGCCUGGCGAGUAUCUUGUUCGUGCCGAACAUAUGGGUCUUCAUGGUGCGCAGGCCAACGAGGCCGAGUUCUUUUACAGCUGCGCUCAAGUCAAGGUCACCGGCUCUGGCACUGGCUCUCCCAAGACCACUUACAAGAUUCCGGGUCUUUACAAUGACAACAUGACAUUAUUCAAUGGGCUUAAUCUUUGGGUGGAUAAGGCGAAGGAUGUCGAGGCAGAUAUUGCGCAGACUCCGAUUGGCGAUGAACCAUGGACUGGUGGUAACAGUGGCAGCUCGUCUGCUUCCAGCUCGUCUGCUUUUAGCUCGUCUUCGAUUGCUUCAUCGCCUUCCUCGACUUCAUCUGCCUCGUCUGCUCCAGCUUAUCACUGG
This is a messenger RNA of Penicillium manginii, 867 nucleotides long. RefSeq names its product lytic polysaccharide monooxygenase auxiliary activity family 9 protein. NCBI's taxonomy places the organism in Eukaryota, Fungi, Ascomycota, Eurotiomycetes, Eurotiales, Aspergillaceae. The record is from RefSeq and is a predicted model, not a curated record. The annotation marks the transcript as partial. The transcript is spliced from 3 exons.